AUGGUGACAGUGGAAAAAGAUUUGCACGAAUUGGUGACGGAUCCACAACUCCGUCAGGUGAUUGAAGCAAUCUCACAGGACCAGCAAUACCGGAACAUGCAACAUAGCACACAAAUGAAGAAACCCGUAUGGAAUCAAAUUUAUUUGAAUGCCACUGGUAUCCUAAUGAAACGACAGCGAGGAAGAAAGUGCCAUGUGGUCGUCAUUCCGAAACAGCUGCUCUAA
Messenger RNA from Echinostoma caproni, 225 nucleotides. The record is from the annotation of a GenBank genome assembly. Lineage: Eukaryota; Metazoa; Platyhelminthes; Trematoda; Plagiorchiida; Echinostomatidae.